AAACCAUCAUUAUGCUUCAGUGUUCAUUGUUUAAUUUGACGUCAAUCUCUUUGUUUGGUUUAUGAAUUACUAAGACAAUUAAUAUUUUUAAUAUUGGUUUCAUUAAUUUGACUUAAGAAAAUGAAAAAAUCUUCAGUUAUUUCAAUUGCGUUGUUCGUAAUCUUUACUAUAUCAGGUAUACAUUGUGAUUCACAAGAUUCGAAUUUAACUUGCGCUGAAAAUUUUGAUAAAUGUUUAAACCACACUGAUUGCUGCUCUGGAAGAUGCCAUAUGACGGGCUAUAUACGCAAUAGAAUUUGUCUGGCAUCUAAUUUUUCAUUCAUAGAACCAACAAAAAUUCAAAAAGGUAAUUGUUCAUACUAUGAACCGGAAGACGAAAAAGUUAAUGAAUCUAUGUCUACAUCAUUCGGAUUAUAUGCAUCGCACCCGUUAUUACCAACCAACUCAAUGGUCGAAGUGAAUCAUGACGGAAAAACUGUAACUGUCACAAUAACCAAUCAGAAUGUAAAUAAUAAUAAUAACUCAAUUUUGAACUUAUCAAGAGAAGCAGCUAAGGAGUUAGGCAUUGAAAAAGAAGGAUUGUUUGAAUGUAACUUGCAAGUACUGGAUCCCAAUGAUGAUGAUUAUUAUCCUCUUCUAAAACCUAUUGGAGCUAUUAUAAUUUUUAUAGCAGCAAUGUUUAUAAUAAUAUGACGAAUUAAACACAUUGAUAAAUAAUAAACAAAUUAUUAAAAUAAUUUUUA
Messenger RNA from Aphis gossypii (cotton aphid), 743 nucleotides. RefSeq lists its product as uncharacterized. The coding region runs from base 121 to 693 and encodes 190 amino acids. The record is from RefSeq and is a predicted model, not a curated record. The transcript is spliced from 3 exons. NCBI's taxonomy places the organism in Eukaryota, Metazoa, Arthropoda, Insecta, Hemiptera, Aphididae.